This is a messenger RNA of Malaya genurostris, 1583 nucleotides long. It is a transcript of the gene Tmem43, whose product is annotated as transmembrane protein 43 homolog. NCBI's taxonomy places the organism in Eukaryota, Metazoa, Arthropoda, Insecta, Diptera, Culicidae. The transcript has 4 exons. Gene Ontology annotation, cellular component: nuclear inner membrane. Bases 110 to 1237 code for a protein of 375 amino acids. The record is from RefSeq and is a predicted model, not a curated record. Gene Ontology annotation, biological process: nuclear membrane organization.
CCCAGUAGGCUGUUGGAUUGGGAAAUUUGUCGAAGAUGACGAAUUUUAAAUACUGUGCUAUUUUAAAUAGAAAUUGUUUAGCUUGAAACGUUAUUGUUAGUUCAAAAGAAUGAACUUUGUAGAUACACUGAAGUCUUGUUGGCUAGCUACGUUAAUCGGUUCGAUUUUGCUGACCGCCGGUACUUGUGUGUUGUUCUGGAACGAGGCCCGAACUAUCAGUACAACACUUUCCCUUGAAGAAGCCCUGAAUGAAGCAGUUACGAUUAGUGCCAGCCAGCCUUACGAUAGGAGUUACGAAAGGCAGUUGAUUCAUCUGAACGGAUGGAUUACUACAGGAGAACCGCUUACCGAACCCGAUUAUAACAUUCAGGUGCAAGCGGUGAAACUAAAACGUCGCGUCCAAAUGUACCAAUGGAUUGAAGAAUAUGUAGAAAAUCGAUUUGGAGAAACGGUUUCCACUGCUCAAACAGAGGACCGAUCCUACUACUACACCUUGGAUUGGCGUGACGAAUUAGUCGAUUCGCGAAGUUUUUAUAUCCGCAGUGGGCACCACAAUCCCAGCACUUUCCCGCUCGAUUCCAAAAUACACGUUUCGGAACGCGUGCACAUCGGACAGUACGAACUGGGUGAAGCUUUGAAAGAUCGUUUCAGCAACUUUAUUGAUGUUACUUCCGACACACGCCCUGAAGAUCCUUCGGUAAAGCUGCAUGGUGGAUUGUAUUAUCACUGUAACGAUAUAUGGAAUCCUGAAGUUGGAGAUAUCCGGAUACAAUUUGCUUAUGCCGGUUUAGAAGGGUCACCGUACACUUUGGUUGGAAAGCUAGAGAACGGUAAAAUUGUUCCCCACGAAUCAUCGCAUGCCAGGAAGGUGCUUCUCAUUUAUCCCGGAGAGUUAUCGCUUCAAGCUACCAUCGAUCUCGAACAUCAAGCUAAGCGAAUAACUACAUGGAGUUGGCGUAUGAUUGGUUGGAUGCUUCUUUUCUUCUCGGCUACUUGUUCCGCAUCCAUACUGCAGUACAUAACAUCGCAAAGUCGUGUACUUCGACAGUUUGUGCCAAAUCCAAACUUUCCUCUAUCUACAAAUCUUAAAAUAUCAUUUUCACUAGCAUUGGCAAUAGCGUCAAUCGCUUGGAUCAUUCGUCGUCCCCUGCUAGGUGGCAGCAUAUUUCUGGUGGCGGUUUUUCCGAUUCUGUACCGCGCUCGUCGACUUUUCAGUAAUUAUCAACGAUUAGAUUGAACUGUAAUGAAAUUGAAAUUGAAUGAUUGUUUUAAUGUUAUUAGCUUCCAGUGGUGUUAACUUUUAUAGUACAUUAAUUCUAUUAUAUCACUUGCACAGCGGCUCAAUAGAAAUGGUUACGUAUUCCAAUAACGCCCACUUUAAACUGUUUGAAAAAAUUCCUAGUCCUAAAUGAAAUCAUGACUUCCACUGAAAGCUCAAGCAUGAAUACGGUCUUUUCUAUGGUCAAAACCAACAAAACCUCUAGUCUACAUAGUUUUACAAGCAUACAUUACUAUUGUUUUGUAUUAAAUAGGAGCAUAAAGGGAAGUGGAGUUAACAAGAAAUUAUGAUAUAAUAAAUAAAA